CGCGCCGGGCCGGCCGCUGAGGGGGCGGGGCGGGGACGGGCGGGCCGGCAAGCGGGCGGGCGGCCUAUGGACCUGGACGUGGACUACGAGCGGCCCAACGUCGAGACCAUCAAGUGCGUGGUGGUGGGCGACAACGCGGCGGGGAAGACGCGGCUCAUCUGCGCGCGGGCCUGCAACGCCACCCUCUCCCAGUACCAGCUCCUGGCCACCCACGUGCCCACCGUCUGGGCCAUCGACCAGUACCGCGUCUGCCAGGAGUUGCAGCCAGGAGCCCGGGUCCUUUUGGGGUCCGAUGUGGUGGUGCUGUGCUUCUCCCUGGCGAACCCCAACUCCUUGCGGCACGUGAAGACCAUGUGGUACCCCGAAAUCAAGCACUUCUGCCCCCGCACGCCCAUCGUGCUUGUCGGCUGCCAGCUGGACCUCCGCUACGCAGACCUGGAAGCCGUGAACCGCGCGCGCCGCCCUUUGGCCAAGCCCAUCAAGCCCUCUGAUAUCCUGCCCCCGGAGUGCGGGCACGACGUGGCCAAGGAGCUGGGCAUCCCGUACUACGAGACCAGCGUGGUGGCCCAGUUUGGCAUCAAAGAUGUUUUUGACAACGCCAUCCGCGCGGCCCUCAUCUCGCGCCGCCACCUCCAGUUCUGGAAGUCUCACCUCAAGAAGAUGCAGCGCCCCCUGCUGCAGGCCCCCUUCCUGCCCCCCAAGCCGCCCCCACCCAUCAUCCGCAUCCCGGAGCCGGCUGCUGACGAAGGCCGGGGCCCCGCCAGCCUCUUCCGGGAGCCCCUGUGUGCCGACGUGGUGUUCUGCCUGCAGGGCGGGCACCGGGUCUUUGCCCAUCGCGUGUACCUGGCAACGUCCUGCUCCAAGUUCUACGAUCUCUUCAUGCUGGAUGUGGGCGAGGCUGCGGGUGCGAAGGAGCCCGCCAGCAGGACUAAGAGCUUGGACGCCGACAGGAGCUCUCUGGGAGUCUCCGUGGCCGCCUCCCUGCGGGCCUCCCGGAGCGAUGACCCCUUGUGCCUGGCUCCGCCGCCGCCACCGCCCCGGGAGCUGUCUGUCUGGGGCCGGGGGUUUGUCAGCACGCGCCUGGAGGAGGUGCGCGACCCAGUGGCUCAGCAGGAGAGGCCCAUGACCGCGGUCUACAUGGACGGGCUGGUGCAGCCGAGCCCCUUCCGAGCCGUGCUGGAGUACCUGUACACGGGGCACCUGGACCCCCGCCGGGCCGAUCUGAUGCAGGUGGCCGCCAUCGCCGAGCUCCUGGAGGUCUUUGACCUGCGCAUGAUGGUGGCCAACAUCCUCAACCAGGAGAGCUUCAUGAACCGCGAGAUCACCAAGGCGUUCCACGUGCGGCGGGCCAACCGCAUCAAGGAGUUCCUGAGCAAAGGGACCUUUGCCGAUGUGAUGUUUGUGGUGGACGACGGCUCUCUGCUCGCCCACAAGCCCCUGCUGCUUGCCGGGUGCGACUUCAUGGUGGCCAUGUUCGGCAGCACUUUCCGAGAGAGCCGGGCGGCUGAGGUCUCCCUGCCGGGCACCAACCGGGCCUGCCUGCGCGCCGUCCUGGAGUUCCUCUACACGGGGCUCUUUGUCCCCAGCGCAGACCUGGACGCCAUGGAGCUGCUGGUGCUGACUGACCGCCUCUGCCUGAGCCGCUUGCAGGCCCUCACCGAGCAGUACGCCGUGGACGAGCUGGUUCAGGCCAGCCUCCAGCAGGUGGAGAUUGACGCUCAGGUGAUCCUCUACCUGGAGAUGACCCAGUUCCAUAAUGCCCGCCAGUUGGCUGCCUGGUGCCUCCACUAUAUCUGCACCAACUACAACAGUGUCUGCCGCCGCUUCCCUCGCGAGAUGAAGUGUAUGUCACCAGAGAACCAGGCUCACUUUGAACGCCACCGCUGGCCUCCAAUCUGGUACCUGAAGGAGGAGGACCGCUACCUGCGCUCCCGGAAGGAGCGGGAGCUGGAGGAAGAGGCGAUGCGCAAGCAGCACCCCCGCAGCAAGUGGUGCUUCUGGCGCCCCCACCACGCCAGCCACAUCUCCUGAGCACCCCCCCUCCGGCGCCCUCCCCACCAGGAAGGAAAAGGGGAGGCAGGGCUGCUGACCUCGCUCGUGCCUCUUUGGGGGCGGGGGGCUGGCGCCGGGGUGGUUUUGCCCCGGGGGCCUCGGGGUUCUUCUGCCCGCCCCCCACCGAUUGGGCAGGGGUGUCCUCCUCCUUGCAGCAUUGUUUACCCUCCCACCUGCCUUCCUUUCGGCUCUGUGCCUCUUGCCGUGGCCGCCAUGCCUUCUUCACUUGGUGUUUACUACGCCCCUGUUGUACCUGGUGCCGGGGGACUUCCGGGGCAGGGCAGACUUGGGGGCCUGCACCCAGCCCUGCUGCUGGUU
Messenger RNA from Gekko japonicus, 2370 nucleotides. Its product is annotated as rho-related BTB domain-containing protein 2-like. The record is from RefSeq and is a predicted model, not a curated record. Lineage: Eukaryota; Metazoa; Chordata; Lepidosauria; Squamata; Gekkonidae. Gene Ontology annotation, biological process: small GTPase-mediated signal transduction. Gene Ontology annotation, molecular function: GTPase activity; protein binding; GTP binding. The transcript is spliced from 9 exons. Bases 67 to 2031 code for a protein of 654 amino acids.